Aplysia californica (California sea hare) is the source of this 2569-nucleotide messenger RNA. RefSeq lists its product as uncharacterized. NCBI's taxonomy places the organism in Eukaryota, Metazoa, Mollusca, Gastropoda, Aplysiida, Aplysiidae. The record is from RefSeq and is a predicted model, not a curated record. The coding region runs from base 575 to 1894 and encodes 439 amino acids. The transcript is spliced from 5 exons.
CUAAAGGCAAAAGGCUUUCCAAACCGUCUUCGUCAAACGUUUAAAAAAUUAUCAGGACUUGGUAAGGCAAGGAUCAAGGCCACCUUUGUUAUAUAUACGUUCAAGGUUAAGGCGACCUUUUCCCAAGGCUAUGUAGGCCUAGGCUACGGGGGACGAAUUUAUUUUCAGCGACUGCGCGCGGGCUCCAGGUCAAAGGCAUGCAGAAUGUGAUGUGUAGACUUCCUGCACUGGCGUGCACGUUCAGUGACACGAGAGUUGAGUCGGAAAGUCGGUCAGUUGCAUAAGUUUGCCAAGGAGGAGCAGUCUAGACUCGCGAGUUCACGAGAGGUUUUUUACAGUUCAAUGCAGUUAGCGAGGCAGUAGGAAGGCAGUAGGAAGGCAGUCAGUGUGCAUCGAAGAAUGGCCGCCAGUUGACCGAGUUUUCUGUGUUAUGAUUUUAGAAGAUUGAAAUUCUUGCAAAGAAGAUAGCAUGAUAUUUCCCAACUAAUCACCAUUCCUGGAGUGUGUAGCAGAGGACAGAUUGUUUACAGUGAAGAGUUUCCAGGCGGAGUGAGAAGGACCCGACUGGUACAAAAUGCCUCGCCUCUUUGUCGUGUUCCGGACGUACGACCGGAUAUGGACAUGCAGGACUUUCACACGAGAGCUCGCCUCGUUCGAACUGGACAUGAGUAGUGGUGCCGUGAAGCUAAUGUUCACUGUUGACCCGAUCAGAGUUCAGGGAAGCGAGGACAGACAGUAUGAACUUUACCCUCUCGACCCUUGCUCUGUGGGCGCCAAGCAAACUGAGGCAAUCUCAACAAUGUACUGCUUACCCCACAGAAAUUUCUCGCCAAAAGUUUUGCGCCUAAGUCAGAAGCAGGUGUGUUGCGUAGCCCCACCACCACCGCCCAGCGCUGCUGGAAAAGGGUUGAUGCGAAGAUUCUCGCUGCCUGCCCCACCUCCUCUGACUCCGACCGGUCCCGCUCCGGAGAAGCAACAGGACGUCAUGUACUACGUGCUGCCAAAUUACAAAUGUACGUUUCUGUGCGACGCCCACGUCGCGUCUUGUGUGAGCAGCGAGCUGGCGCGGAGUCGGACAUUUCGCCGGCGCUUUCUGCGGUUUGUCCGAAGCAAAGGUGGGUUCCGAAACUGUAUCCCGGAUUACGAGCAGUGGACGGAGGAGGAGCGGGAGAUGUGGGACAACUACUUGUGUGUGCCUUACAUGAUCGACGUCGUCGCCGUCUGGCCCCAGCAGAAGAUUGACUUCCCUUGGUGUGACAGAAUCCUGUGCCUACUCAACAAGCACAUAACGCUGGAGGAAGGCUUUGCCUGGCUGUCUACUCUGGGCGGGGCUCACUCGGCUCUCGGGGAGGUCUUUUCUCAGCACGCUGAGCAGGCUGGGAAAAUUUCCAAAAAACAGCUGAAAGUGGCCAUGCUGCUGGGCAAUGAACAAAUGAUAGCCCGCUGCUUUGUCUUCUGGUCCUGGAGCCUGAUGCAGAGAGGGGAGCUGCGGAGGUGUCGGCGAUGUAUCAGGAACGUGUGGAGAUACUGCAAAAGGCUUCGGUGCCGGGACCACAUCCUGGAGAACAUGUGCAAGGCGGUGUGGAGCCGUCUGCAGUACAAGCAGUCGCUGGCCCAGGCAAAGACGCGCGCCGUGCGGGGAGAGGGGGGGGACCGCCACGGCAACAGCAGCGGCGAGGAUGGGGACGACAGCGACGACGCUGGGAGGUCCAACGGACUGCGCUUGGUGGCACGAGGCGCCGCUGCCAGCCGUGUGGCGAUGAUAUUUGGAAGCAAGUUGGAGUCGUGCGCCAGCGAGACGGCGUGCUCCAGCGAGAACAGGAACUUCAACCCCAACAACUCGUCGUUGCUCGACGAUAUCGCCUCGGGGACAAUGGUUGUGCCGGUGUACUGAAGAGAAGGCUGCCAAAUUUGGUCACUUUUAAGGACAAGCGGGCUAACCCAAAUUUCAGGGGUUUCCAGAAAUCUUGACCUUCACCAAAAAAGGGCAUUGCUCUAGCUAUUGGAGAAGUUUGGUUUCAUUGGUGUGUAUAUUUGUUUGGUUAUAGAGAAAACUCUCCUUGUCUUUUAAAGGAACUGAACAAGGGUAAAAAACUUUACCUUCGAUUUUCUCACAACAGCAUUAUUCGGGAAUGCCCGCUUGUGCUUAAAAGCGACCAUUUGUUUGUUGACAUUUUGACCACCUUCAACAACAGUGUUUUUUACCACCAUCCACUAGUCAUGUAGGAAAAUAUUCCCCGAGUUGGACGUUGGAGCCCAAGCAGAGAUUGAGUUUUAGCGUCAGCUAGAGUCAGUCAUCAUGUAGUCAGUCAGGCAUAUUAUAUUGGUUCAAGUUUAAGCCAGUCUUGUACUUGUCAAGAGGGGUAGGAGGUUCUCUCAGAGACCCCACCCCCCGGCAGAAACUGUUUUUAAAGAACCGCCUGUGUGGUGUGCUUCCAUUGUUUAGUAUGGGGCAUGCAUGUGCUGGGUUUUAGUUCAAGUCUAACUAAAGGUUCGAACAACAUCCAGUUGUUUGGUUCAAGGAGUCUUUUACAGAACCAAUAGGUCUCUCUUAAAAUACUACUAGUUU